AUGAUUUCCUGUCGAGUCUGUAACCUCAGGGAGCUGGUCGCCAUUGCCUGUGGACUAGUGACCACCAUCGUUUUGGGGCUGGGCAUUUGGAGGUCUGUGGUCAGGAUCCAGAGAGGUAAUGUUACUUUACGAACACCCCCACCAGUCCCCUCAUUGGCAUUCUGCAGAAAUGGUGGAACCUGGGAAAAUGGCAGAUGUAUUUGUCCAGAAGAAUGGAAAGGUCUGAGAUGCACAUUCAUUAAUUUCUGUAACGAAAGUACGCAUGAUAAUUUACAUUUUAACAAAAUCCCAGUGGGAAGAUAUGGACCUUCCAAAGAAACAUGUGAAAAGGACACUGCGAAUGCGGGAUCUCCAAAGGCAAUCCGAUUAUGUAACCUCACUGAAAAUGGAGACAUAGAAUUAAAAAAUCCAAGAAUAGGAAAUUGUAAUGAAAAUCUGAAAACACUAGAAAACAAGAUACAAAGUAUCUCAAAUAACUUAGUGGACAUUUCUGAGGAAGCCCAGUUUUUAACAUCUGAUGCUAAUAGUUUAACUGCUGAUAACAUCACUGCUGCUACUAAUGUGGUCGGACAGAUCUUCAACUCAUCCAGAGAUGAUACAUCUGAGGCAAAAAAAAUUGCGGUAACAACAGUGAGUCAGCUUCUAGAUGCCAGUGAAGAGACUUUUCAAAGAGCUGCUGAUAUUGAUCAGAAUACCUUUAAAACACUUAUUGAGCAAAUGGAAACAUAUUCCUUGUCUUUGAACAACGCACCAGUGAUAGAACCUAAUAUAGCAGUACAAUCUGUUAAUUUGUCUUCAGAAGACACUGAAGGGUCUGAGAGUGUUUUCUUUUCUGUGUUGAAAGGAUCCAGCAAUUCGCUAACUGAUGGUUCAACUCGUGUAGCUACAAACAUAAAUACCCUAGAGCCAGAUGAACAGACUGAACUUCAGCUCUUGCUUCAUACCACAAAAAAAAACAAUCAAACUUGUGGCUUUGUGGUAUAUCAAAAUAACAAGCUUUUCCAAUCAAAAGCUUUUAAAAUUAAAUCAGAUUUUAGUCAAAAAAUUAUCUCAAGUACAACUGAUGGGAUUGAGAAUGAUCCGAAUGUUUCUGUUGAAAUGGUCUUUAAUCCAAAGUACGAUCUGAGAAAAUUCCAACUCCAUUCCUACGCCUGUGUCUUUUGGAAUCUUAAAAAGAAUGACUGGGACACACAUGGUUGUCAGAAAAAGGAACUUUCUGAUGACAGGUUCCUACACUGCAGCUGCAACCACACUACUAAUUUUGCUGUAUUGAUGAGUUUCAAAAAGAACUAUAACUAUCCUAAAUCACUAGACAUACUAUCCAAUAUUGGCUGUGCACUGUCCAUCAGUGGUCUGGCUCUCACAAUUACAUUUCAGGUUGUCACCAGGAAAGUGAGAAAAACCUCUGUAACCUGGGUGUUGGUCAAUCUGUGCACAUCAAUGUUGAUUUUCAACCUCCUCUUUGUGUUUGGAAUUGAAAACUCCAAUAAGAACUUAAAGAUGAGUGAUGAAGACACCAAAAAUACUGAUUCUGCUAAUGAAAUGAUCAAAACAGACAUUGUUGACAUCCAGAAUACAACGUGCACUGUUAUGGCUGCUUUACUUCAUUAUUUUCUACUAGUGACAUUCGCCUGGACUGGACUCAGUUCUGCCCAGCUCUAUUUCCUUCUAAUCUGGACCAUGAAACCUCUUCCUCAACAUUUCAUUUUAUUCAUCUCUUUAAUUGGAUGGGGAGUCCCUGCUAUUGUAGUGGGUAUGACAAUAGGAAUUAUCUAUUCUCUGAAUGAGGAUGGUACACAAUGGGAGUUCAGCUACCGGCAAGAAUCAAUUUGUUGGUUGGCAGUUCCAGAAGGCUCUGAUUUCCAGAAAAGUCCAUUGUUAUGGUCAUUCUUCUUACCUGUUACCGUCAUCCUCAUCAGCAAUGUGGUUAUAUUUAUUGUCAUCACAGUCAAAGUGUUAUGGAGGAACAAUCAGAAUCUGACGAGCACCAAAAAGAUUUCAUCCAUAAAGAAAAUUCUUAGCACUCUAUCUAUUGCAGUGGUUUUUGGAAUUACCUGGUUACUGGCGUAUUUUAUGCUACUUGGUAAUGAGAACAUCACUAUCAUCUUCAGCUACAUAUUCUGCCUUUUCAACACUACUCAGGGCUUGCAAAUUUUUAUCUUCUAUACUGUUAGAACAAAAGUCUUCCAGAGCGAAGCUUCCAAAAUGUUGAAAUCGCUUUCAUCAUCCGUUGGAAGUGUGAAGUCACUGCCACCGAUGACUCCACUGAGGUUACGCUUAAGGAUGUAUAAUCUGGUCAGGUCAAUUCCAACCCUAAAUGAAAACUUUAGGUUACUGGAACCAUCUUUGUUUACGGAGGAAAAGUCAUUCUCUAACAGUGACCUCUCAAACUCAAGCACAUAG
This is a messenger RNA of Chrysochloris asiatica (Cape golden mole), 2403 nucleotides long. It is a transcript of the gene ADGRG7, whose product is annotated as G protein-coupled receptor 128. The record is from RefSeq and is a predicted model, not a curated record. NCBI's taxonomy places the organism in Eukaryota, Metazoa, Chordata, Mammalia, Afrosoricida, Chrysochloridae. The coding region runs from base 1 to 2403 and encodes 800 amino acids. The transcript is spliced from 16 exons. Gene Ontology annotation, molecular function: G protein-coupled receptor activity. Gene Ontology annotation, biological process: G protein-coupled receptor signaling pathway; cell surface receptor signaling pathway. Gene Ontology annotation, cellular component: membrane.